Molecule: messenger RNA, 312 nt
Organism: Penicillium olsonii
Lineage: Eukaryota; Fungi; Ascomycota; Eurotiomycetes; Eurotiales; Aspergillaceae
Source: the annotation of a GenBank genome assembly
AUGUCUGGACGUGGCAAAGGAGGCAAAGGUCUCGGCAAAGGCGGCGCCAAGCGUCACCGCAAGAUCCUCCGCGACAACAUCCAGGGAAUCACCAAGCCCGCGAUCCGUCGUCUCGCUCGCCGUGGUGGUGUCAAGCGUAUCUCCGCCAUGAUCUACGAAGAGACCCGUGGUGUCCUCAAGACUUUCCUCGAGUCCGUCAUCCGUGACGCUGUCACUUACACCGAGCACGCCAAGCGCAAGACUGUCACUUCCCUCGAUGUCGUCUAUGCUCUUAAGCGCCAGGGCCGUACCCUCUACGGUUUCGGUGGUUGA